UGUCUAAAAUCCCUCCCUAAAACCCUUGGAUGCAGGCAACACUGGCAACGCAAGGCGCCGCUUCGAUCAGAGAAAAGAGGGAGUCUGAGAGAGAGGGAGAGAGAUGGGUAGCGACAGCGACACAGAGAAAACGUUGAAGGAGAAGAAAAAGAGGUUGGCCGUGUCCCCCAUCGCCGACCCUCUCGCCGGCAAGAAGCUCUGCAAAAGGCUCCUCAAGCUCGUUAGGAGAGCUUCCGAGUCGAAAUGCUUGAAGAGAGGCGUGAAGGAAGUGGUGAAAAGCAUCAGACGUGGCAAUAAAGGGUUAUGUGUCAUUGCAGGGAAUAUUUCACCCAUUGAUGUCAUUACACACGUACCAGUUUUAUGCGAAGAAGCUGAUAUACCAUAUGUAUAUGUGCCAUCGAAAGAGGAUCUUGCCAAUGCUGGAGCAACACGAAGACCCACGUGCUGUGUUCUGGUAUCGACCAAACCAUCUAAAGGGGAGCUGAGCCAGGAAGAGCAAGAAAAACUGCAGAGCGAUUAUAUGCAGGUUGUGACUGAGGUCAAGGAACUGAGAUUCUCUCAUCUUUGAGUUACACUGGACCAAUAUAGGUUCGCAGAUUGCCUCACUUGUUAUCAUGUGGAAGGAAGUGAAAUGAAAUAUGACAUUGUUAUAUUUGUUACCACUGUUUUGAUUGUGCAAACAGUUCUUUUUCUCUCAGUAAUAGAGCCCCUAGUUGAUUUGCUCUUGUUA
Molecule: messenger RNA, 730 nt
Organism: Nymphaea colorata (pocket water lily)
Lineage: Eukaryota; Viridiplantae; Streptophyta; Magnoliopsida; Nymphaeales; Nymphaeaceae
Product: H/ACA ribonucleoprotein complex subunit 2-like protein
Exons: 4
Coding region: 104-568 (154 amino acids)
Biological process (GO): rRNA pseudouridine synthesis; snRNA pseudouridine synthesis
Cellular component (GO): box H/ACA snoRNP complex; nucleolus
Molecular function (GO): box H/ACA snoRNA binding
Source: RefSeq, a predicted model, not a curated record